Molecule: messenger RNA, 1503 nt
Organism: Dama dama (fallow deer)
Lineage: Eukaryota; Metazoa; Chordata; Mammalia; Artiodactyla; Cervidae
Gene: POU3F3
Product: POU class 3 homeobox 3
Exons: 1
Coding region: 1-1503 (500 amino acids)
Biological process (GO): brain development; regulation of transcription by RNA polymerase II
Cellular component (GO): nucleus
Molecular function (GO): DNA-binding transcription factor activity, RNA polymerase II-specific; RNA polymerase II cis-regulatory region sequence-specific DNA binding
Source: RefSeq, a predicted model, not a curated record
AUGGCCACGGCGGCUUCUAACCCCUACCUGCCGGGGAACAGCUUGCUAGCGGCCGGCUCCAUCGUCCACUCGGACGCGGCGGGGGCCGGCGGCGGCGGGGGCGGCGGGGCUGGGGGCGGGGGCGGCGGGGCUGGGGGCGGCGGGGGCGGCAUGCAGCCGGGCAGCGCGGCCGUGACCUCGGGCGCCUACCGAGGGGACCCGGCCUCCGUCAAGAUGGUGCAGAGCGACUUCAUGCAGGGGGCCAUGGCCGCCAGCAACGGUGGCCAUAUGCUGAGCCACGCGCACCAGUGGGUCACCGCGCUGCCCCACGCCGCCGCCGCCGCCGCGGCAGCAGCCGCCGCCGCCGUGGAGGCCAGCUCGCCGUGGUCUGGCAGCGCCGUGGGCAUGGCCGGCAGCCCCCAGCAGCCGCCGCCGCCGCCGCCGCCGCAGGGCCCCGACGUGAAGGGCGGCGCGGGGCGCGAGGACCUGCACGCGGGCACCGCCCUGCACCACCGCGGGCCCCCGCACCUCGGGCCGCCGCCGCCGCCGCCGCACCAGGGCCACCCCGGGGGCUGGGGGGCCGCUGCCGCCGCCGCCGCCGCCGCCGCCGCCGCCGCCGCCGCCGCGCAUCUCCCGUCCAUGGCCGGCGGCCAGCAGCCACCGCCGCAGAGUCUGCUUUACUCGCAGCCUGGGGGCUUCACGGUGAACGGCAUGCUGAGCGCGCCCCCGGGCCCGGGCGGCGGCGGCGGCGCGGGCGGCGCGGGCGGCGGUGGCGCGCAGAGCCUGGUGCACCCGGGGCUGGUGCGCGGGGACACGCCCGAGUUGGCCGAGCACCACCACCACCACCACCACCACGCGCACCCGCACCCGCCGCACCCGCACCACGCGCAGGGGCCCCCCCACCACGGCGGCGGCGGCGGCGCGGGGCCCGGACUCAACAGCCACGACCCGCACUCGGACGAGGACACGCCGACGUCCGACGACCUGGAGCAGUUCGCCAAGCAGUUCAAGCAGCGGCGCAUCAAGCUGGGCUUCACGCAGGCCGACGUGGGGCUGGCACUGGGCACCCUGUACGGCAACGUGUUCUCGCAGACUACCAUCUGCCGCUUCGAGGCCCUGCAGCUGAGCUUCAAGAACAUGUGCAAGCUCAAACCGCUGCUCAACAAGUGGCUGGAGGAGGCGGACUCGAGUACCGGCAGCCCCACGAGCAUCGACAAGAUAGCGGCGCAGGGCCGCAAGCGCAAGAAGCGGACCUCCAUCGAGGUGAGCGUCAAGGGCGCACUGGAGAGCCACUUCCUUAAGUGCCCCAAGCCCUCUGCGCAGGAGAUCACAAACCUGGCCGACAGCCUGCAGCUCGAGAAGGAGGUGGUGCGGGUGUGGUUCUGCAACCGGAGGCAGAAGGAGAAGCGCAUGACGCCGCCCGGGAUCCAGCAGCAGACGCCCGACGACGUGUACUCGCAGGUGGGCCCGGUGAGCGCCGACACGCCGCCGCCGCACCACGGGCUGCAGACUAGCGUGCAGUGA